This is a messenger RNA of Condylostylus longicornis, 1683 nucleotides long. Its product is annotated as ceramide synthase 6-like. NCBI's taxonomy places the organism in Eukaryota, Metazoa, Arthropoda, Insecta, Diptera, Dolichopodidae. Bases 161 to 1294 code for a protein of 377 amino acids. Gene Ontology annotation, molecular function: DNA binding; sphingosine N-acyltransferase activity. Gene Ontology annotation, cellular component: membrane. The transcript is spliced from 2 exons. The record is from RefSeq and is a predicted model, not a curated record. Gene Ontology annotation, biological process: ceramide biosynthetic process.
UUUCUAUCAAACAAACGUCAUUUUUACUUUCUAUGACUUCAAGAGGGCAGGGCCAGGCUGCAUUAAGUUUUAUCUGUGGAAAAAUAAAUUAAUUAAAAUAAAAGAAAAAAAAUCUGCAUAUAUUUUUAUUAGGGGAAAUGUGUUAGGCUAGAAAAAUACAAUGGAUGUGUUCAAAAUUAUAAGCAACCAAUUUUGGUCAACAAAAAUAUGGUUACCCCCCAAUACAACUUGGGCAGAUAUUGCACCUGGAUCAAGACCCGAUGUUAGACAUGCUGACUAUAGAGAUUUGAUAUGGCCAUUGCCAUUAGCAGUUGUAAUGCUUUUCUUAAGGUAUGUCGUUGAAAAAUAUUGGGUGGCUCCAAUAGGUAAAUCCUUAGGCAUUAAGUCCACACGUCCAAAGAAAGCAACUCCAAAUGAGACAUUAGAAAAAGCUUACCAAAAAAGAAACAGGUUGACGCAUAAAAUGGUUGCUGGCUUAGCAAAACAGAAUGAUAUGAAGGAGCGACAAAUCGAAAGGUGGUGGAGAUUAAGAAGAGCUCAAGAUAAACCAACAACAUUAGUAAAAUUCUGUGAGAAUUCUUGGAGAUGUUUAUAUUAUUUAUUCAGCUUCGUAUAUGGUAUCAUUAUCCUGUCAGAUAAACCAUGGUUUUGGGAUAUAAAACAUUGUUGGUAUGGAUACCCACAUCAGUCAAUCUCAAAUGAUAUUUGGUGGUAUUAUAUGAUUUCAAUGUCAUUUUAUUGGGCCUUAACUUUUUCACAAUUUUCUGAUGUUAAAAGAAAAGAUUUUUGGCAAAUGUUUGUCCAUCAUGCAGUUACAUUACUUUUAAUGGCUUUAAGCUGGGUUUGUAAUUUGCAUCGUGUGGGCUCAUUGGUGCUAGUUGUUCAUGAUUGCGCAGAUAUAUUUUUGGAAGCAGCUAAAAUGACUAAAUAUGCAAGCUAUCAAAAAUUAUGUGAUACAAUUUUUGCAAUAUUUACUGUAAUUUGGAUAAUAACAAGACUUGGAUUUUAUCCAAGAAUUAUUUAUAGUUCAUCAGUUGAGGCACCAAGAAUUUUACCAAUGUUCCCAGCAUAUUACAUAUUUAAUAGUUUAUUAAUAAUGUUACUUUUGUUGCAUAUAGCUUGGACAUAUUUAAUAUUACAAAUUGCAUACAAUGCACUAAAAGUUGGUCAAAUGGAAAAAGAUAUAAGAUCAAGUAGUAGUGAAAUAUCUGAAAGCUCUGAAAAUUCUAAAGGGCAACCAGAAUCUCCUGCAAGAUCAAAAAAUAUAAAUCAAAACCAUAAACAGGAGAAAUAGAUUUAAUUAAUUUAAUCAUCACAAUUUAUUUUAAUUACAUUUCUAUAUAAUUUUUUUUUCAAAUAGAGUGCUGGAUCUUCACUUUCAUUCCGAGCAAAUUUACAAAUAAUACAAAAUCAAAACAAAAUAAAAAAAGUAUGAUUAACUAGUUUGAACUUUUAAGAUUUUAUAAUAUAAUAUAAAUAUAUAUACGUAAGAUGCAUAUAUGUAACAUUAUUAACUCUAAUACCAAGUUUCGUUAUUUUGCUGUAUAUCAAUAUAUGAUGCAUUUUGAAAAAAAAUUCACAUUUGAAAAUAAAUAAUUUAUUUUUUUUGUUUUUAAUGAAAAAAAAAUAUUUACAUGUUAAGCGAGUCAAAUAAAGUGUUUCAGUAAAUUCAUAUAAUUUUUA